This is a messenger RNA of Penicillium cosmopolitanum, 1881 nucleotides long. Its product is annotated as fungal specific transcription factor domain-containing protein. The coding region runs from base 1 to 1881 and encodes 626 amino acids. Gene Ontology annotation, biological process: DNA-templated transcription. Lineage: Eukaryota; Fungi; Ascomycota; Eurotiomycetes; Eurotiales; Aspergillaceae. Gene Ontology annotation, molecular function: zinc ion binding; DNA binding. Gene Ontology annotation, cellular component: nucleus. The transcript is spliced from 5 exons. The record is from RefSeq and is a predicted model, not a curated record.
AUGCAAGUCAAUCAAGAUGGACAGGAUGGAACACGAUAUGUCGAUCCAACCCACUGGCAAGCAGUCUUGCACCAGAUUGCAGAAGUGAAAGAAUACCUCCAGCUAACUGAAGACACAUCACCGGAGGAGGAAGAAGAUGAACAUUCCUGUCUUCCAGAAAUAUCCGGACCAGUUCUUUUGUUUGGCAAUGCAAUCUCAACUUCAAAAGAUGAUCUGCUUGAUGCACUGCCUGCGAGGGCUGUAGCUGAUCGACUGGUAUCCUCCUAUCUGAACUCCAAAGAGGCUACCCUCGUCAUCACUCACAUACCCACAUUUACCAAAGAAUACGCAGAGUUCUGGAAGAACCCACAAGCGGCAUCUAUCAAUUGGCUCGCAUAUAUUUUUAGCAUUCUCUGUGCGGGCACAGGGCUGCAACUUUUCUCUACAGCGGGGCGAGUCGAUGGUGACCUCUCCGAAACAUUCGCCGAGUACCACCGAAUCGCAUCACAAUGUCUGACCAUGUCAAACUACACAUCACCUGGACGAUUCAAAAUGGAAGCGGUCAUUUUGAAUGUUGCUAUGGAGAUUCUCAGAAGCACUGACAACCAUGUUGGCCCCUCUGUUCUCCUCGGUUUGGCAUCUCGAUUGGCAAUGCAUAGUGGUUACCACAGAGAUUCAAAACACUAUCGUGAGAUAUCUGUUUUUGACGGUGAAAUGCGCCGGCGUGUUUGGAUGUCCUUACGCCUUCUUGAUCACUACAUCUCCCUUCAAGCCGGCCUCCCACCAUCAACAACACCAGUCCAAACUGACACCGAAGAGCCUCAAAAUCUAGUUGAUGAAGACUUAGAUCCAUCGAUGACAACUCUUCCUCCAUCUAGACCCUUCACAGAGAUAACACCAAUGCUCUUUCCUGUUACGUUGAAUCGGAUGAUGUUCAUGGGCGCAGACAUCAUGAGCAAGGUCUGCUCAGUGAAAGGGGUCCCCUACAAGGAAGUCUUACAGCUGGAUGCUAAAUUAAAAGAGCUCUACGCAAUGAUCCCUCCCCCGCUGAGAUACCGCACAAUGAGUGAAUCAAUUGCAGAUUCGCCGAAUACAAUCAUGGAUCGGUACAAUAUUGAUUUGAUCUAUCAGAAGUGCCGAUGUGAUCUGCACCGCAGAUAUCUGGCCCAACAUCGCAUGGAUCCUGCAUUUGCAUAUUCCCGGAAGGAGUGCUUGGAUGCUGCUAGAGCCGUGCUCCAACACCAGUCCGACAUAUUUGAAUCUAGCUCCGUGUCCUCAUUCUUCUUUUCACCAAUUGUCGCCACACACUUUCGCUCCGCUGCGAUGAUCGUUUCUUUGGAGAUAUCAUGCCAAUCUCGAUAUGAUUUAAAACAGAAUUUGUCACCGAAUGACAGACAGGCAAUUAUCAAUGAGCGGCAUCAGCUUUCACAGGAGAUUGAGAGGGCCUUUAAUAUUUGGAGCCAACUGCGUCAACAAUCCAAGGAAGCCUCCAAGAUGGCCCAGGCGUUGAGUAUCAUGCUCAAAGUUACAAACACCCACCUACAGCAUGGAGAUACACCAGAGCAAGUAAACUUACUCGGUUCAAACCCGGAAUCCCAAGACGUUCCCCCAAUCCCUCCAGCUCCAGUGAUACCCACGCCGCAGUCCCAAGAGUCUCAGCUAUAUGGCCAGAAUGAAUAUACUCCAUUAGACGUGGAUCUAAUGGACGCUAGUUUCUAUUUAGGUCAAGACGAAGACCCUACUUCACAGCCUCAUAAUGGGUUCUUCGCAGGAUCUUCGGGCAUAGUAGACUUUUAUGACCGAUAUUGGGAUAAUUUAAUGCUGCUCGGGGAUGAGCAGCCCUUCAUCGACAUGCAGCAGGGUGGCAGUAACCAGCCUGGUCCCGAAGGAAGUUCUUUCUAG